Molecule: messenger RNA, 1236 nt
Organism: Branchiostoma belcheri (Belcher's lancelet)
Lineage: Eukaryota; Metazoa; Chordata; Leptocardii; Amphioxiformes; Branchiostomatidae
Exons: 3
Coding region: 7-576 (189 amino acids)
Source: RefSeq, a predicted model, not a curated record
UUCGUGAUGGCGUCGGCUGCUGAGACUGAAGAGACAGCGGAAGGCUCGGGUCCUAGCUGGUCCAUGUGGCUGGUGUGUAAGAGCAUGAGGACGAAGUUUCCCUCCGUUCGGCAGAUGGCCACAGACGAGCUGGACCGUCUGCUGAAGGCACAGCAAGCCUCACAGGAGAGCAGCGAGGUCCUGCUCCUGGACUCUCGGCCAGUAGAGGAGUAUUCCAUCAGCCACAUCCCAGAUGCGGUCAGGGUCGACCAUGAUGGUGAUCUAACGCCAGCGCUGGACAGGAUACGCCACGAGAACGACACGUCUCGGCCCUUGUCUGUCGUAGCCUACUGCUCCGUGGGAUACCGGUCAUCAGUGGUAGCAAAGAGGCUUGAGGAGGAACUGAAUAAACUCCCAUCAGGCAGUUCAGUGAAUCGACCAAUCAGCAUCUACAACCUGGAAGGCAGCCUGUUCAAAUGGGCCAAUGAGGGAAGGGCAAUGGAGGACAGUGAAGGCAAGAAAACGACCUUGGCUCACCCCUACAGCAGUGUGUGGGGGCGGCUACUCGACAAACAGUUCCACUGCUGGUCCAGAUAAUGCUCUUUCAUGUUCAUUCUUCUUUACCCAAAGCGUUGGCCAGGGAAAUUAAUUUUCUAAAAAGGAGGCGUGGCUCAUAACUCAAGAUGACAUCAGGAUUAUGUCAUUAAAAUUUGCAUAAAUUAUUAUCUUGCACUAAGGUACUUACACAAAAAAAUUCAAUGACCAUAGGUAACCCUAAGUAGUAUUUUUAAGAUGUCCCCAAAGUCCUCAGACACACUUCCAGACCUCAUGUCUUAACUUAGCUGACAACAUUUGAAAGUUACAUUGAUGAAUGAACUUUAUUGCUAGACAAUGAACUUAAUUGCUUGACAAUCAUACAUGGUGCUAUGUAUGGUAACAACAGUACAGUACUACAAGUCUAUAUUUCUAUCGUAUAUUUUGAACUACAAAAUAUUAUCGCUAACAGUAUAUGAGUUACAUAAUCGUAAUGUCUCACUUUUGAAAUAAUGUAUAAUGUAAAAAGAAGUUGACCCUUCCUCAUAUUUAGGCAUAUAUGGAUAUUCUAAAUAGCCUUGUUAUCUAUAAGACACUGAUUAAUCGUGUUAAGUAACAUCAUUUUCAUAUACAUGUACUUGAAAAGUUAACCUACAUACAUGUAUUGUCUUAUGUAAAGCAUACUUUUAUGAGAGAUACGUGCACACUAUGUUAUCUGUUUAA